Molecule: messenger RNA, 1811 nt
Organism: Scomber scombrus (Atlantic mackerel)
Lineage: Eukaryota; Metazoa; Chordata; Actinopteri; Scombriformes; Scombridae
Gene: thpo
Product: thrombopoietin
Exons: 5
Coding region: 359-865 (168 amino acids)
Biological process (GO): cell population proliferation
Cellular component (GO): extracellular region
Molecular function (GO): hormone activity; cytokine activity
Source: RefSeq, a predicted model, not a curated record
GCCAACUCUGGCCAAAACGAAACGCAAAAAAAAAGCUCUGUAAAUAUCAAUGAAAUGUCAUUUUCACUCUAUAGCAUUUUGUUAUGUUGCGCAGCAGGGAAGUUGGGGUGCAUCCUGCUCUCAGGCUAGAUAACACUUGCACUUCCCACUGCUGAAUGAGAAGGUGGGAAAUCGAGUGGUGAGAAGACACAAAAGGAUACGCAGCUCUUCUUUCGUGAGACACAGUGGACAUAGGGCAUUUUCCACCUGGCACAUCUCUUAAUGGAACAAAUGUGGACUCAUCAGGAGCGGCCAAGCGGGGCAUGGCUUUAAGCAGUUGGCUUGUUUAUGUGUCUGUCCAGGACUGCUGCUGCUCUGUAUGGUAGCCUCUGAGAUGUGGGAUGCCGAGACCAAGCCCAUAGACUUUGUGUGUAAUAGAGCCGCCAGGAGGGCUAUGAAUGUUGUGGCAGAGUUGCAGAGUGCACUGAAAGACUGCAAUGACUCAAUGACCCUCUCCACACCAGUUCAGCUACCCUGCACCGAGCUUCACGUAGCAUCUUGGGAAAACAAAUCUCACCAGGAGAGAAGAGGAGACAUAGGUGCAUCCUUGAGGCUUCUUAUCGAAGGUGUGAAGGUUAUGAGGGCUCUCGGCCAGGCAGGAUGUGGUGCUUUGCUGCUGCAGAGACUGGAGCACAACAUCAACAACUACCUGCUCAUUCUCACACACCUUCAGCUGAGUCAGGGGCCAGUUGAGAGCUCAGAAUUGUCUUGUGUUCCUGGAAGCACCAAGAGUCUCAGCACAGUCCUGUUGAACUACAACCGUCUGAUCUCAGGCAAACUGGAGCGGUUCAUGAUUAACCUGGAAGACAGAUGCACUCCCCAGUGACAAAAGGACAACUUCAGUGGACCAGAUGGUCUUCACUUACGGAGGGACAAGUUCAACGCUGCAGGAGCCCUAGGUCAAUAAAAGGAGAAAUGAAAGUCCACAAGAGCAAAACAGCAGGAGUGAUCAGGAUUUUCUCGUCUUCAACCUUCUCUGCUGGUGCAACUACAGCUGAAGAAGUAGAGGGAAAUGAAAGAAAUCAAUAUGUUUGCAGCGAUGAACAUUAUGGAUAAAUGAAUGUAGAUAAUAGGCAUGCAGUUUCAUAUCAAGAUACAUAGAACAAGCGAUGCUUUGAAUUAAGCACUUAGUCUAUAGAACAAAUACAAGCCUACAAUGUACUAAAAAGUCAGGCAGGUAAUUUUCUUUUUUGUAGCCUACAGGCAGCUUCUUUGUGUACCCUCUGUGACUGGAUAUAAACCUUUCUGCUUUGUCCUGAAUUGUUGUAAAUACCCUCAGAGGUUGUUGCACAGCACUGAUCACCUGACCAAAACAAGAAAUGUCCUCUGGGUUUUCUGGAAUCAUGUUUUUAUGCCGGACUUACUUUUGCUCUUUUGCUCUGCUCCGAUUACCAAUAUUAGCCAGACAGUCUGCUAAAUUUACAAUUUAUAUCUGCUUUUAAAAUACACUUAAGCUGACUGAAUGGAAACCGGAAAGUAUUGCUAGACCUUUUUGGUAUGGGUUAAAUAUUUAAGGAGAGUUUAUUCUCAUUGCACUUCUAAUUUCUGUUUACAUUUUUACUUUAAAGGUUAUUAAUUUGCUGUAAAUAUGCUCAUGUUCCUCUGUGUUGCCUUUUUGUCUAUAUAUGAACAUUUUAUUUCACAUUUCUUUGUGAAUUUCUGAUGUAAAUAUUCAGAUUUUGCAUCAAUGUUGUUAAACUUUAGCCUUAUAUUAAUAAGAAUGCUGUGUAUGAUAUAAAAUACUUAUUCAAUUAAUAUCAUCCAAUAUAAUA